Molecule: messenger RNA, 633 nt
Organism: Penicillium cosmopolitanum
Lineage: Eukaryota; Fungi; Ascomycota; Eurotiomycetes; Eurotiales; Aspergillaceae
Product: glutathione S-transferase GST-6.0
Exons: 1
Coding region: 1-633 (210 amino acids)
Source: RefSeq, a predicted model, not a curated record
AUGGGGGAAAUAACUCUUUACUACUCCCCGGGAGCCUGUUCCUUAGCGCCUCACAUCCUACUCCAGGAAAGCGGGCUUGAAUUCUCCAUCCACAAGGAGAAAACUGGCCAAUUCACACCAGCAUUGUACGCUUUGAACCCGAAAGGAAAGAUUCCUGUCCUUGCCCUCGACAACAAUACCAUAAUCACGGAAAACCCAGCCAUCAUGAACGCGAUCUCAAAUCUAGUGCCCGAGAAAGGCUUUUUCGGAAAGACGCCUUUUGAAACCGUCCGUGUCUAUGAAUGGUUGACUUGGCUAUCCGGUACACUACACGGCCAGGGCUUUGGAUUACUGUUUCGAUUCCGCCGGUACACUGAUGAUGAGACACAGUUUGAGGGACUUAAGAAGAGGGGCAUGGCAAUCGUGACGGAUUCUUUUCAGAUCAUUGAGCGGAGGCUGGGUGAUGAGGGUGAUGCGAAUUUUGCUGUCGGUGGCGUAUUUACGGCUGUUGAUGCUUACUUAUUUGUGUUUCAUCGAUGGGCAUUGGGAUGUGAAAUUGAUAUGCCUGGUUUGUAUCCGAGAUAUACGGCGUUGUAUGAAGCAGUUGGUGGGAUGGAAUCGACUAAAAAGGCUUUUGCUUCCGAGGGGCUUUGA